CAGGGCGCCGGGGGCUCAGAGCCGUCGGGCCGGCGCCGCCAUGCCCCCCUCCAGCGAGCCCUGGAGCCCCGGCGCGUCGGGGGGGCUGUCGGGGGACUUCUCGGGGGACUACUCGGGCCUGGGGGAGCUGCAGCUGUGCGCGCCCCGGGAGCUGCCCUUCGCCUCGGCGCUCGUGCCCGCGCUCUACCUGGCGGCCUUCGCGCUCGGGCUGCUGGGCAACGCGGCGGUGCUGUGGCUGCUGGGCGCGCGGCGCGGGCCGCGGCGGCGGGCCGACACCUUCGUGUGGCACCUGGCGGCCGCCGACCUGGGCUUCGUGCUGGGCCUCCCGCUCUGGGCGGCGGCGGCGGCGCGCGGGGGGCGCUGGCCCUUCGGCGACGGGCUGUGCAAGCUCAGCAGCUUCGCGCUGGCGGGCACGCGCUGCGCGGGCGCGCUGCUGCUGGCGGGGCUGAGCGUCGACCGCUACCUGGCCGUGGCGCCGCUGCUCGGCGCGCGCCCGCUGCGCUCCCCCGGCUGCGCGAGGGCCGCCUGCCUGGGCGUCUGGGCCGCCGCGCUGCUGGCCGGGCUGCCCGCGUUGGCGUCCCGGGGCCUGCGGCCGCACCCCGCGGGCGACGGCAGCCAGUGCGCCGAGGAGCCAGCGGCCGCCUUCCAGGGCCUGGGGCUGCUGCUGCUGCUGCUGACCUUCGUGCUGCCACUGGGCGUCACGGCCGUGUGCUACUGGCUGCUGUCGCGCCGCCUGCGCCGCUCGCCGCACCUGGGCCGCGCCCGCCGGAGCUCGCUGCGCAUCAUCUGCGCCGUCGAGGCGGCCUUCGUGGGCGCCUGGCUGCCCUUCAGCGCGCUGCGCGCCGCGCUGCACCUCGCCCGCCUGGGGGCGCUGCCGCUGCCCUGCCGCCUGCUGCGCGCGCUGCGCUGGGGGCUCAGCCUCGCCACCUGCCUGGCCUUCGCGCACGGCUGUGCCAACCCGCUCAUCUACCUGGGGCUCGACCGCUCCUUCCGCGCGCGCCUGCGCCUGCGCCGCGCCCAGCGGUCCGCGCGCGCCCGGGCCGACUCCGCGGACGACGCCGACCCCGACACCCUCUGCGCCCGCGGCAGCUCGCUCCUCCGCUGCUCCGCCGCGCGCUAGGGGCCCCCACGGGGUCUCCGCGCCCCCCACCCCCGCCGCCAUCUUCCGCCCCCGGCCCGCCCGCUGGGACUCCUGCGGCUCUUCUCCACCGCCGGCUCUCCAGGACGGCCGGGUUGUUGGCCUCCGCCUUCCCCUCGCGGGGCCCCACCGGACGCCCUGGUGCCCCGACCCUGGGCGUCGCAGGAGCCCAGCCUCUUCCCGCCAGAAGGACACCGGGACCGCUGCGGACACGGGCUGACUGUCGGGGCUGCGCGACUGGUGGGCGGGUGGGGUCAGUGUGAAAGGGCAACUCUCCUCCCUCCCUGGCUCUAGUGCUCCAGAGAAGCGCGGUGGCAUCAGACCCGAGCUUGCUGGGUGCUGGGCUUUAGCUCCCAUGCUCCCACUCUGCGAUGCGCCCGCGGGGGAUCUGGAAGGACUGGAAAUCAUUCAGCAAUUUGCUUUAUUUGGGGGGAGGUGGGUGCAGUGUGGAACUAUACCCUGUAGUCUUACAGUCAUGUAAACCGCGAGUAAUCACAAAUUAAAAAAUGGCUUGGA
This is a messenger RNA of Erinaceus europaeus (western European hedgehog), 1654 nucleotides long. RefSeq names its product G protein-coupled receptor 25 (gene GPR25). The record is from RefSeq and is a predicted model, not a curated record. Gene Ontology annotation, cellular component: membrane. The transcript has a single exon. Gene Ontology annotation, biological process: G protein-coupled receptor signaling pathway; immune response. NCBI's taxonomy places the organism in Eukaryota, Metazoa, Chordata, Mammalia, Eulipotyphla, Erinaceidae. The coding region runs from base 41 to 1120 and encodes 359 amino acids. Gene Ontology annotation, molecular function: G protein-coupled receptor activity.